Molecule: messenger RNA, 3553 nt
Organism: Varanus komodoensis (Komodo dragon)
Lineage: Eukaryota; Metazoa; Chordata; Lepidosauria; Squamata; Varanidae
Gene: YWHAG
Product: tyrosine 3-monooxygenase/tryptophan 5-monooxygenase activation protein gamma
Exons: 2
Coding region: 25-768 (247 amino acids)
Biological process (GO): signal transduction
Cellular component (GO): cytoplasm
Molecular function (GO): protein kinase C binding
Source: RefSeq, a predicted model, not a curated record
CCGCCCGCCCGCCCGCCCGCAGAGAUGGUGGACCGCGAGCAGCUGGUGCAGAAAGCGCGGCUGGCCGAGCAAGCCGAGCGCUACGACGACAUGGCGGCCGCCAUGAAGAACGUGACGGAGCUGAAUGAGCCUCUCUCCAAUGAGGAAAGGAACCUCUUGUCAGUGGCCUACAAGAAUGUGGUGGGGGCCCGACGCUCCUCCUGGCGAGUCAUUAGCAGCAUUGAGCAGAAAACCUCUGCCGACGGCAACGAGAAGAAGAUCGAGAUGGUGCGGGCUUACCGCGAGAAGAUCGAGAAGGAGCUGGAAGCCGUGUGCCAGGAUGUGCUCAGCCUCCUGGACAACUACCUGAUCAAGAACUGCAGCGAGACCCAGUAUGAGAGCAAAGUCUUCUACCUGAAGAUGAAAGGGGACUAUUACCGUUACCUGGCUGAGGUGGCCACAGGGGAGAAGAGGGCGACCGUGGUGGAAUCCUCCGAGAAGGCAUACAGCGAAGCGCAUGAGAUUAGCAAGGAGCACAUGCAGCCAACGCACCCCAUCCGGCUCGGCCUGGCGCUUAACUACUCUGUUUUCUACUACGAGAUCCAGAAUGCUCCGGAGCAGGCCUGCCACCUGGCCAAGACGGCUUUUGACGAUGCCAUUGCCGAGCUGGACACCCUCAACGAGGACUCCUACAAGGACUCAACGCUCAUCAUGCAGCUUCUCCGCGAUAACCUAACGCUCUGGACAAGCGACCAGCAAGAUGACGACGGUGGAGAAGGUAACAACUAGACCCCUCGGAUGGACUGGCAGCCGCACGCCGAUGCUACUACUGCAGUCUUCAUUUUUUUUCCCACGAGCGGGGGGGAGGGGGUCAGGGGUGGGGGAAGGGAGAGGAGUGGGCGACCUCCUUGGGAGGCUCCCCGCAACCUGUCUUUGAUUGCCUCUUUGACACUUUUGCCAAAACACCACUAGUGGAAAGUCAGGCUGAUUGUGCUGGUAUGGAAUGGAAUGGCAGCCACACAAUGGCCUAUGGACUGUUCUGUAGAUUAUUAAUUCAAGGGGAGCUGUCUUUAAGUUAUCUUAAUUGCUAGACAUACAUGAAGUUGACGAUGACUAACUUGAACGGAACGGCCCUCUUUUUUGUCGCUUGAUUUCUCAUCUUUUCUGUUCGUUUGUCUGUUGGAGAAGCAGCUCUGUUCCAGUAAGGUUUCCAUCCAUCUCUUUUCAUUUGAAAUUUCAUGCAGUUUGUUCUGUUUCGUUCUGCUCUGUCCUGUCCAGAUCCAGCUGUGCCCCUCCUCUUCCUGCUUCCCACUCCAAACUUUGGAGCAGCCUCCCUCCCUCAUUAUGGCAGAAUUUCAAAAGUGAAAACCCCAAACUCAUAAAGAAAGAACCAAAACGAGAGAAGAGCCCAUCUGCGCUUUCUUACAGAAUUGCUUAAGAUUGCUUGCAGUAUUAACACUAAAUUACAGUUUACAGUAUUUCUACACAACAGCCAUAUUUACAUCAAGCCAUUGAUUGUAAGUUGCUUUGCUUGUUCUUUCUGGCUGGCCCAUCUUCCUCCAAUUCCGCCUCCGUGGAUUGGCAUACCCACCCUAGUCGGUUUUCCCUGAUGCCUGGAUGCUGCCUGAGGGAAUGGCCCAUCCUGCUCUAAUUCUUAGCUAUUUUAAUAGAUGCUUGGCAAGUGGCUGUAUAAAAUGCCAGGAAUCCAAAGCAGAAGAGGGUUCAGACUUUGACUCAGACACAGGGAAAGCUGCUAAAACUUGAUGCCGCUUGAUUAAAUGCUACUUCAGGUCUGUAUGUCUCAUAUGAUGUUUGGUAUUCUCCGAGGUCAUCUUGAUUUUUCCCUUUUUUUAAGAGGAGGGGGAGGUAGGUGUCAUAGCCCUUUCCUUUGGGAGCAUUUUGCUGAUAACACAGCUUUUUCUUAUUGUACUUAAAAAUUAUCAGCAGAUCUCUCAUUUUUCUCCCUGUUCUUCUCUGGAGUUGGGACUUUGGUCUGCCUUAAAUCUGUGACACAAGUAAAACAAUUUGGAUCAGUAGAGAAAUCCACAAGAUAAAUUUGUUCCCAGUGUCCAUUUUAAAAACACACAGACACACCUAAAUUUUAGACACUCUAGAAUGCAUAGCAUAAAAUAGAAUCUGUGCUUCUGAAAGUAUUUUCUUGGGAGUAUAAUUCUAUAGUGGAUCAGCAAAUAGUCCAUCAUCGCCCUCUUCUCUCCCUUUUUUCUCUUUACCAAAAAUCAUGAUUGAUGGAAAAUCAUUGCUGUUUUCCUUCUUGAAUUAUGUUUUAGUACGUAGCUUUUGCUCAUCAGAAGAAAGCUCCACAGAAGAAAACUGGCCACUAAUGACUCCUGUCGUGCAAGCCACUUUUGUCUGCCCUUGUGGAAACAGGUCUUAUUUGACAUGGUGGAAUUGUAGUCUUUGUCACUCUUCCUUGCUACAGUCAACCUGGGCGAUGUGAGUUUCUUUAGGGGUCAGCAGUCCCCAAGACAAAGUUUUAAAUGGGCUGAUAUUGACAAAAUGGCAUUAAAUCCGAAUCAGUGCACCCCAUGCAGAAACAUUUUUUUUAAAAGAUCAUAAUCAUACUUCGUUCUGCGUGACUUUUCGUUCUGGGCCACCUCAGUCUAAGUGCCGCGCCAGCAGCCUGAUUCUUGCUCACAACUUGAGUACUGACUGAAACCUCUCGGAAGCGUUACGGACUGGAAGGACAUUUUAGGCUUCUCUUUUAAUUUGCAGUCAUGUCGUGUGAGCAGUGUGUGUCCCUGGCUUUGAUUUGAAAGUGGUUUACUGGAAUUACAAAACCUUUCUUGAUUUCCCCCCCUCCCAGCUUUUUGCUCUGGCUGCUUUAGGAAAACUUUAUGCAGGGGAAAAGAUCGCACAAGAGGGCUAAAUAUGGAGUGGGGGUGGGGACUUGCAAGCAGCUUGAAUGGUUUCUUUCGAUUUUUUCUGUUCAAGAAAUGCACUUGCCUAUGAUAACUGUCUCUUCAGUGAAAUGAAUAACUGCUCCAUUACUCUAUUGAUACAAUAUUGUGCAUGCUGGUGUUGUAUUUCUAUAAAGUAGCUUGGCAUUUAUUAACUUAUACUGUAGAUGUUAUGUAUUCCUAUGACAAUAGUCUUCAACAAUUUUUUUAAGGUUUUUUAAUUUAUUUUAUUUUUCCUUUUUGGGGGUAAAGUUUGCUCUACCAAAUAGUGAUCGUAACAAAACUGAUCUGUUAUGGAUGUUGCUAUAGUGACAUGCAAUUAUAUAUGAUUUUGUUUUUUAAAAAAGGAAAGCAAAAGAAAACACCAGUGUUAGCUUAAUCUUAAUGUCUGGUGUUCGUCAUGGUGAAAUUAUAACUAUUACAGUGUAGGAGAAAAAUUACUAUGUUCUUUGAGCCUUUGUUUGUGCUUUUCUGUCAUGUUAUGCAGUGAACUCUUUUUAAGGUCUAAUCAGUGAUUAUUUUUCCAACUCCGUGUUUCUGUAAGGAAUUAUUUCACACACGGACCAUUCUUAGCAGUUUUCCUCAGUGAUGGAAUAUCAUGAAUGUGAGUCAUUAUGUAGCCGUCGUACAUUGAGCAAAUAAACUUACAGAUCUGA